UAGUGGGGGCGAAGCGAACGGCCUACCGCCGAAUGUUUUGCCCUAUUGUUCAGGGAUGUCGCGAAAAAUGAUGGAUUUCUGUUGAAUUCGAGCUAGGUAAAGCGGGAUCCGAGCGGUGGAAAUGUGUUUUAUGCUUAUCGAGAUGGGACAAGUGCUUUGCGACGAGCGCAGACUGCGGUAAUACCGGUUAAAAACGUCGAGAAACUCCACAGACGACUCUUUGUCAUGGACAUGCAAGCUUCUAAUGUGUAUACCUCCAUCCCUGGAUUGCCUGAACAACUAGGGAUGGUAUGGAUGGGAGAUAUGAUGGUGGGAGAGCCCACUCAUGAACUCAUGCUGGAUCCUCGUCAAGCUGAAAGCCCCUUCUUCUCCCAUGGUUCGCAUCCAUAUGAAGAUCUUAGAAAUCAUCACAUUGCUCCCAUGGUACGCUAUAUACCACAACAAUUCCCAAAUGAAUGUUCAGAACCUGAUGAAGCAAUGGAAGCUGUAGAUGCUCAUGAGAUACAGCGAGAAUAUGAUUCUCAGCCUGAAAGGCCAGAAAUGAAUGAAUACUUAACAUUAGAAGAUUAUAUUGGUGAUGAAGAACGAGAACAAAUCGUGAGCAAUGCAGCUACUCAAACAACUCAAGACAAUCGAAAUCGAAAAAUAAAGCCUAUAAAACAUCCUGGACUUGUUUUAAAAACACCAAUUGCUUAUCAACCUCAUACAGAUCUAAAUUUUAUUCCUAUUCGCAAAGAUGGUAUAGCUGUUUGUGAAAAAUGUGGUGCUAUUGGAGUAAAACAUGCCUUUUAUACAAAGGAGCGUAGAUUUUGCAGUAGAGCAUGUGCACGUUCUUCAGAACAUACAGCACCUACUGCCGAUUCGACGUAUAGUCCAUCUCAUUCAGUGGAUCAACCAGUAUCUGGAAAGCAAUCUCAAAUAUCUCUUAAUGAAACAAAAGCAUCGACAGAUGUAAUUAUAAAAGAAGAAAUAGAUAUCAAGGAACCUAUCGAAUCAGAGAAAGAAAAAGUUAAGUUAGAGCCAGUAAUGCCCGAGGAUUUACCAAUUAGAAAAAAGAGAACAGCAGAAAUGGCAGGUUCUUACGAUUGGACACCACAGCUUGUUGAACCUGGAUUUUGUGCUGCACCAGUCUCUUGUUUUAAACAUGCUCCUAUAUCUGAAAUAUGGGAUAAUAUCACAGUGGGUAUGAAAGUAGAGGUAGAAAAUACCGAUUGUGAUGAAGUAUGCGAGGCUUUCCCAGAUUCGUUUUGGGUUGCAACUGUAUUACGUAUAUGUGGAUAUAGAGCUUUGUUAAGGUAUGAGGGUUUUGGACACAAUGCAGAUAAAGAUUUUUGGGUGUCGCUUUGUUCUAAUGACAUACAUCCUGUUGGUUGGUGUGCCACAAUUGGAAAACCUCUUAUUCCACCUAACACAAUUGCAAACAAGUACAAAGAUUGGAAGGACUUUUUAAUGAGACGAUUAACUGGUGCAAGAACAUUGCCAACAAAUUUUUACAAUAAGGUGAACGAUAGUAUGAAAUCUCGUUUUCGAUGUGGGCUUCAUUUGGAAGUGGUAGAUAAAAACAGAAUCUCACAAGUGAAAGUUGCGACAAUACAAAAAAUUGUUGGCAAACGUUUGCAUGUGAGAUAUUACGAUUCUUCUCCGGAAGAUAAUGGUUUCUGGUGUCACGAAGAUUCACCCCUUAUACAUCCCGUCGGUUGGGCAAAGAGAAUAGGACAGACGCUAGAUGCAUAUCCUGAAUAUUUGGAUAGAAUUUCUAAAUCAAAAUUAUCCGAAGACGACGCAACGGAGAACCUUUUUCAUGUGCCAAAGAAUCACAUGCAUCUUGGAUAUACGUUUAGGGAAGGAAUGAAAAUAGAAGCCAUCGAUCCGCUUAAUCUUUCGGCUAUCUGCGCGGCAACAGUUAUGCGAGUUUUAAAGGAGGAUUACAUUAUGAUUCGCAUCGACACUUAUGACGAAGACGCAAGUGGUGCCGAUUGGUUUUGUUAUCAUUCAUGUUCGCCUUGUAUUUUUCCAAUCGGCUUUUGUUCCCAACACGGUUUACCAUUAACGCCACCAAAAGGUUAUGAUCCUACUACAUUUACAUGGGAUGCAUAUCUAAUGGAAACCAAUACUGUACCCGCUCCUAUACAGUUGUUUAAUUGGGAUAUUCCCCAACAUGGAUUUAUUGAAGGAAUGAGACUUGAAGCUGCUGAUUUAAUGGAUCCUAGAUUAGUUUGUGUUGCUACUAUUACUAGAGUGAUUGGCAGAUUAUUAAGAGUACAUUUUGAUGGUUGGGAAGAUGAAUAUGAUCAAUGGUUAGAUUGUCAAAGUCCAGACAUUUAUCCCGUUGGAUGGUGCGAUCUUGUCGACCACAAAUUAGAAGCACCACGAAGUAUACUCAUUAAAAACACUAGUCCUACUGUGAAAUCACCAAGAGGCCUUAAACGUAAAGCUAAGAGAAAAUUGAAGAAAAGUAGUAAGAUGUUUUGCUCCAAAAAUAUACUACCUCGUCAGAGCGAACGUAUUAGUAUGGCUCGCGAACGCGGGCGAGAAUUGGAGCCUGCUCAAGGAACCAAAAUUGAGAGAGAGCGUGACUUAGAGAGUUUACCGGAACAGAGAAGCAGAGAGCCGGAAACAGCGGAAGAACCGGUUGGUCCCGAUCAAACAUUACCCAGUCCUACUACUGGUCAAGGCCAAGCAUUGAGUGACACACAAAGCGAAGUACAGAGUCCUCCACCACCUAAAGAAAGAACUGCUACGUCAUACAUCAAUGUUACUUCAGCAAGUAGUAAAUAUAUACCAAGACUAGCAGAUGGUAUACAAAAAAGUUCGGAAUCUGGUGAUCUAGUGCCAUCUGAAUGGAAUGUUUUUGAUGUUGCACAAUUUCUCCGUGUUAACGAUUGUGCAACAUAUUGCGAUAAUUUCAGUAAACGUAAAAUAGAUGGAAAGACAUUGCUGACUCUCACUAAGGACCAAAUAAUAGACCUAACAGGUUUUAAAGUUGGACCUUCUUUAAAAAUAUAUGAUUUAAUUCAGCAAUUAAAAAUCAAAGUGAAUCCAGCUCAGGAAAGAUUGAAAUUAGGAUUGAAGAAAUUAUUAUAACAAAACUAGUAUAUAGUUAGCGCUAUAAUUAAGUUCCAUCAUUAUGCAAAUUAGACAUGGAUUUACAGGUAAGGCAUGUGAAAUACUGGUAAUUAAAAUCAUUUCUAUCUCAGUAUAGUUACAUACAUGUUAUUUGUUACUUUAUUAAUGUACUAAAAAAGAAUGUUUAUAUGUAGAUUCUUUAUAGUGUCUAAAACAAAAGCGUAAAAUUUAGAUGCCAUAUAAUCUAUUAUGAGUUAAAGGGGGAGAGGGGAGAAUAUUCCAUUCUGAAAAGCAGCUGUGAUUUUCUUUUAUCC
Molecule: messenger RNA, 3380 nt
Organism: Camponotus floridanus (Florida carpenter ant)
Lineage: Eukaryota; Metazoa; Arthropoda; Insecta; Hymenoptera; Formicidae
Product: polycomb protein Sfmbt-like
Exons: 10
Coding region: 226-3084 (952 amino acids)
Biological process (GO): heterochromatin formation; regulation of DNA-templated transcription
Cellular component (GO): nucleus
Molecular function (GO): zinc ion binding
Source: RefSeq, a predicted model, not a curated record